This is a messenger RNA of Daphnia pulicaria, 1029 nucleotides long. RefSeq lists its product as uncharacterized. Gene Ontology annotation, molecular function: RNA binding; ribonuclease III activity; deoxyribonuclease I activity. The transcript is spliced from 6 exons. Bases 1 to 1029 code for a protein of 342 amino acids. NCBI's taxonomy places the organism in Eukaryota, Metazoa, Arthropoda, Branchiopoda, Diplostraca, Daphniidae. The record is from RefSeq and is a predicted model, not a curated record. Gene Ontology annotation, cellular component: RISC complex; cytoplasm; nucleus. Gene Ontology annotation, biological process: apoptotic DNA fragmentation; pre-miRNA processing; siRNA processing.
AUGUCUGGCGAGGAGAUGGUACCGCCGUCGGCCGUUCCGAUCCCAGACCCCAAGAUCCUAUUCACUGAUGCCGCGCUGGCAGUAAUUGAAAAGACCCUUGGUUACGAGUUCAGAAAUAAGGAAAAUCUAAAACUGGCUCUGACUCACAUUUCUACAAACCCAAACAAGGUUCCAAGUGAAGACAGUGACCGGUUGGAGACGCUGGGGGACAAAUUACUAGGCGCCUUGGUGAUGGCAAUAUGCUACACAACAUGCCCUACUUAUGGGGCAGGUGAAUUGGCUAACCUAACGUCCAUGAUCACCUGUAACGAUACUAUUUAUACUAUACUAUUUACAGACGAGAGUUGGUUGCAUAAGGCAAUUCAACAACCGAAGGCCAAUGUAAAAAACGCAGCCAAGGAGGCAGGGAAGUUGGAGCUUAUUGGCGAUCGGGCUCUUGACUUAAUUAUAGUGGAUGAAUGCGAAACGCGGAAGCCAGAAUAUGGAGCGGGCCAAUUGACUACCGUCAAAUCAGCUUUGACUUGCAACAAUACCUUAGCGGUCAUCGCGAUUAGAAAAAAAUUCUCUCUCAAACUUUCGGGCCAGACUAAAUCUUUAUUUCAUCUUCUUGAUCUAAACCCUCGGUAUAACCAAGGACAGCUAUCUGUCUUGAAGUCGGCCAUAACAUGCAACGACACGUUAGCUGUUAUCGGCCUACAUUGUUGCCUACACACGGGCCUACAUUUGUUGCUGCAGCAUCGGCUCCCAGCAAAGCAAAUAGAAGAAUUAGAAAGUUUUGUGGACCAUCAAAACAAAAACCAACAUCUAUUUUCGCUCGAGAAAGAACUAGUCAUUAUCUCUUCAUCUGAAGGAGACCGAGCCUUUGACAUAGACUAUCCCAAAGUUUAUGCCGAUGCGUUUGAGACGCUGAUUGGCGCGUUGCGUAGAGAUUGCGAACGAGAGGACAAGGUCAUCCGAAAAGUUGUCUUAAACCUCAUGGGCGACUCAAAUUCCACAAUAACAUUCUCGUCUGCCCACUACAACGUGUGA